AUGCUGUACGAAAACUAUGAAAGAGAAAAACCAGGACUUUCUUCGCCCUCUUUUCAAGCAGAAGAUAUACAAAUCAACCCACUGACAUCGUACAAAUACGAAAAUAAAGAAAAACACUUGGAAACAGACUAUGUCGACUCAAGCAGCGCAUUCAAUGAAAUAGACCAGGGCCAAGUACAAGGAGUCAAGCGUGGUUUAGCAUCAAGACACAUCUCCAUGAUUGCCUUGGGAGGAACCAUUGGAACAGGUCUCUUUAUCUCAACUGGUGGUAUGCUAGCAGAUGCAGGUCCAAUCUUAUCACUCAUAUCCUUCUUAUUCAUGACAACAAUUGCAUUUAGUGUGACCCAAUCUCUAGGAGAAAUGGCCACACUCAUCCCAGUAUCAGGCUCAUUCGCCCAAUUUGUCACCAGAUGGGUCUCUAGAUCAUGCGGUGCAGCUAACGGAUGGCUUUAUUGGUUCAGUUGGGCCAUUACAUUUGCCUUGGAACUAUCAGUUGUAGGACAAGUGGUGGAAUUUUGGACAUACGCAGUGCCAUUGGCAGCAUGGAUCAGUAUCUUUUUCGUCAUUAUUGGUGUAUUCAACUUGUUCCCCGUGAAAUACUAUGGUGAAGUUGAAUUUUGGGUCGCUUCCAUCAAGGUGCUCGCCGUAUUUGGAUGGAUCAUUUACGCAUUGGUUAUGGUUUGCGGCGGUGGUAAAACAGGCCCAGUAGGUUUCCGUUACUGGAGAAACGGAUACGGGUUCAAUGGUAUCUUGGUCAAGGACAAGGCCACCUCCAGAUUCUUGGCAUUUGUUGCCUCAUUCGUUAAUGCAGCAUUCACUUUCCAAGGUACUGAAUUGGUGGGUAUCUCUGCCGGUGAGUCAGCCAACCCAAGAAAAUCCGUUCCCGCAGCAAUUAGAAAAGUCUUGAUCCGUAUCUUGUUGUUUUACGUGCUUUGUAUGUUCUUUAUGGGUUUGCUUGUCCCAUACAAUGACCCCAAAUUACAAGAUGGUGCUUACACUAGCACAUCUCCAUUUAUCAUUGCCAUGGAAAACUCAGGAACCAAGGUGUUGCCACACAUUUUCAAUGCAGUUAUUUUAACAACAAUCAUAUCGGCAGCAAACUCCAACGUUUAUUGCGGAUCAAGAAUCAUUUACGGCUUGGCAGAAGCCAGAGUCGCACCAAGAUUCUUUUUGCGUGUAAACCGCGGCGGUGUGCCAUACCUCGCCGUAUUGUUCACUACUGCAUUUGGUGCAUUGGGAUACUUGGCCUGUUCAACAGACGGUGCCAAUGCAUUCAACUGGCUCUUGAAUAUCACGGCAACUGCAGGUUUGAUCUGUUGGGGAUUCAUCUCGGUGUCACACAUUAGAUUUAUGAAUGUUUUGAAGAAAAGAGGCAUUAGCAGAGACACACUACCAUACAAGGCCCUCUUUAUGCCAUAUAGCGCAUACUAUGCGACAUUUUUUAUCUUUUUGAUUGUCUUGAUUCAAGGUUUCCAAGUAUUCUUUGACUUUAAUGCCACUGGUUUCUUUACCGCAUACAUUUCGUUGAUUUUGUUUGUUGUUGUGUGGAUCUUUUUCCAAUUGUUUUUCCAUCGCUUUAGUACUAAAUGGAGUGAUUACUUGGUGCCCUUGGAUGACUGCGAUAUCGAUUCUGGUGUAAGAGAAAUUGAUGAGAUGGUGUGGGAUGACAACAAGCCUAAAAACUUGUGGCAGAAAUUCUGGGACAUUGUAGCAUAA
Molecule: messenger RNA, 1716 nt
Organism: Lodderomyces elongisporus
Lineage: Eukaryota; Fungi; Ascomycota; Pichiomycetes; Serinales; Debaryomycetaceae
Product: arginine transporter Can1
Exons: 1
Coding region: 1-1716 (571 amino acids)
Biological process (GO): amino acid transmembrane transport
Cellular component (GO): membrane
Molecular function (GO): amino acid transmembrane transporter activity
Source: RefSeq, a predicted model, not a curated record